Molecule: messenger RNA, 3113 nt
Organism: Papaver somniferum (opium poppy)
Lineage: Eukaryota; Viridiplantae; Streptophyta; Magnoliopsida; Ranunculales; Papaveraceae
Product: probable methyltransferase PMT26
Exons: 9
Coding region: 419-2854 (811 amino acids)
Cellular component (GO): endosome; trans-Golgi network; cytoplasm
Molecular function (GO): methyltransferase activity
Source: RefSeq, a predicted model, not a curated record
CAGUAUCUUCGGUUUUCUUCACAAUCCUCUUCAUUUAUUUUUUAGUCGAUUAAUUUCACCCGCGUAAAACUUGUGUCUGUCUAUUUCUUCUCUUCUUCUUCUAAAAUUCUCAAAUUUCCAGUAAAAAUAAAAAACAAAGCGUGUGUACAUUAAUUGUAAAUAAUAGAUUAGAUCUAGAAGAAGAAAUAAAGUUCCUCAAUCUCAAUCACUGUUUUAUCAAUUUUUUAAUAAUAUAUAAAUCCUUUCUCACUUCACUAAGAAAAUAUUUAUAUAGAACCAGCUCGUUCUCUUUCUCAUCAGAUCUUUCAGGAGGAACAAUGUUCAAACUUAUCAGAUCUCUUUGACGAUUAGGAGUGCUAUUUGAGGAGAGAUUGUUAGUAUUUAAAGAGGAAAAAGGAAGUUAACUAAUUAAGGAAAAAUGGCACUUGGUAAAUAUCAGAGAGUAGAUGGUAGGAAAUCAUCUUCUUACUGUUCGACGGGAGUUGUUAUUGCGUUCGUUGCUCUUUGCUUAGUUGGGGUAUGGAUGAUGACAUCUCCAUCCGUAGUUCCUGAGCGAAAUGAGAUAUCUCAGGAUGGCAAAGUAGAUGUAGGAGAAAUACCAACUGAGACUAAAUCUAGACAAUUUGAAGAUAGUCAAGGAGAUUUACCAGAAGAUGCUAUGAAAGGAGACUCCAACAACAACUCCGAUCAACAGGACGAAGGAAAUUCUGAGGUCCAUGAUAAUCAGAAGGCUUCUCAGCAAACAACUGAAGAAACCACUGAAGAUAACCAGGGAGGCAAGUCUGAGAAGGAUGAUGGAGAUAAAGGUGCGGGUUCCGAUGAGACUUCUAAUGCUCAGACCGAUAAAGGUACGGGUUCGGAUGAGACAUCUAAUGCUCAGACUGAAAGUAAUGGUGGUGGAGAAAAGACAGAAGAGACAGAGUCUAAUGCAGACUCUGGAGAGACACAAACAGAGACUGGGGGACAUGCAGAACCUGUUGAAAACCCAAUUGAGACAAAGAAAGAGGAAAAAGUGAACGAAAAGGUAGAUGAAAAUCAAGAGCAGCAGUCAGAAAACUCCAGCGAUAACAAAAAGGAUAGUUCAGACAGUAGCCAGGGUGCUAAUGAGGUAUUUCCUGAUGUAGCACCGGCAGAAAUUCUGAAUGAGACUACCACACAGAAUGGAUCAUUCUCGACGCAGCGGGCGGAGUCAAAGAAUGAGAAGGAAAAACACCAAUCUACUGAGUCCAAAGAAGAAGAUUCCACUGGAUAUAGCUGGAAGGUGUGUAAUGUCACUGCUGGACCAGACUAUAUUCCUUGCUUGGAUAAUGUGCAAGCUCUAAAGAAACUUAGAAGUACUAGGCAUUACGAACACAGAGAGAGGCACUGUCCUGAAGAGGCCCCCACCUGCCUUGUUGCUCUUCCUGAAGGGUAUAAACGUCCAAUUGAGUGGCCUGUAAGCAGGGACAAGAUAUGGUACCAUAAUGUUCCCCACACCAAGCUUGCAGCAGUAAAGGGUCACCAAAAUUGGGUGAAAGUUACUGGCGAGUACCUUACUUUUCCUGGUGGGGGGACUCAAUUCAAGUAUGGUGCUUCACAUUACAUCGAAUUUCUUCAAGAUGGAGUGCUGGAUAUAGCAUGGGGAAAGCAGAGCCGUGUGAUAUUGGACGUCGGAUGUGGAGUGGCCAGUUUUGGAGGAUAUCUCUUUGACAAAGAUGUGCUAACCAUGUCACUUGCUCCCAAGGAUGAGCAUGAAGCUCAAGUUCAAUUUGCCCUUGAAAGGGGUAUCCCUGCUAUAUCGGCUGUCAUGGGUACCAAGAGACUACCAUUCCCUGGUAACGUCUUUGAUGCCAUUCACUGUGCACGUUGCAGGGUCCCCUGGCACAUUGAAGGUGGCCAACUUCUCUUGGAGCUUAAUCGUAUGUUGAGACCUGGUGGAUACUUUCUGUGGUCAGCUACACCAGUUUACCAAAAGCUUCCAGAAGAUGUUGAAAUCUGGAAUGCCAUGACUGAAUUAACAAAGAAGAUGUGCUGGGAACUGGUUACAAUUAAAGAGGAUAAAGUGGAUCUUGUUGGUGCAGCAAUCUAUAGGAAGCCUUUGACAAACAAAUGCUACGAGAGUAGACAAGAAAAUGACCCUCCUCUCUGCAAGGAAUCUGACGAUCCAAAUGCUGCCUGGAAUGUUUCUCUUCAAGCAUGCAUGCACAAGAUCCCGGUAGACGAAACAGCACGUGGGUCACAUUGGCCAGAGCAAUGGCCAUUGAGGUUGGAAAGACCACCUUACUGGUUGACGAGUACUCAAGUCGGGGUCUACGGCAAAGCAGCACCAGAGGAUUUCACUUCGGAUUAUAAGCACUGGAAACAUGUUGUCACAAAAUCAUACCUUACCGGUAUGGGAAUUAGCUGGUCUAAAGUGAGGAAUGUCAUGGAUAUGCGAUCUAUUUACGGAGGUUUCGCUGCAGCUCUGAAGGACUUGAAUGUUUGGGUCAUGAAUGUGGUUACAAUUGAUUCACCCGACACACUUCCAAUAAUCUACGAACGUGGCUUGUUUGGUAUGUAUCACGACUGGUGUGAAUCGUUUAGCACGUACCCAAGAUCCUAUGAUCUUCUACAUGCUGAUCAUCUUUUCUCCAAGCUUAAGAAGAGGUGCAAUUUAGUGGCAGUGAUGGCAGAAGUAGACAGGAUACUAAGACCAGAAGGGAAACUUAUUGUACGUGACAAUGUGGAGAUCAUCAAUGAGAUAGAGAAAAUGGCGAAGUCUUUGCAUUGGGAGAUCCGCCUUACCUAUAGCAAGGACGCUGAGGGAUUGCUUUGUGUACAGAAGACAAUGUGGCGGCCUAAAGAGAUAGAAACAAUUGCAUCGGCAACUGCUUAAUGACUCUUUUUCUACUAUAGAGUUCUAAUGUCAGCCACUCUGCAUAGCCCCACGGUUAAUUAGGGAUCUUCCAAUAAUUUUGUUGUGUUCUUAUUUAAUUUGAAAUUUGAAAUUUGUAAUAUGUCUCUUUAGUUCCUGUAUUAUUUGUCAUCUUCUAUCCUGUUUCUCCUGAAAGUGAGAGACCAUUAUUUUUGACAUUACGAUGUUCUUGUAACAGUUAUUAUAGAAAAUGAAUGCAUUCAUGAAUUGUACUGAUCAA